CUAUGCAUCUAUCCCACAUUAAUGGAUCGAAGACUUACAGAUAUCCCCAAGUUUUUUCAUAUAAUUCAGCUGCCUAUAAAAUGGGUGAUACUGAUCACUAUUGUGGCCGUGCUCGUUUGUUGUGAGAGGGUAGUGUCUCUGUGAGAAACACAGAGAAACACAGAGAAACACACACACUAGCACAGAGAGAGAGAGAGAGAGAGAGAGAGAGAGAGAGAGAGAGAGAGAGAUGGGGAGGAGUCCAUGUUGCUCCAAGGAAGGACUCAACCGAGGAGCCUGGACGGCCAUGGAAGACAAAAUUCUUACAGCUUACAUUAAAGCCCAUGGAGAAGGCAAAUGGAGAAACCUUCCCAAGAGAGCUGGUUUGAAGAGAUGUGGUAAGAGUUGUAGACUUAGAUGGUUGAAUUAUUUGAGACCAGACAUCAAGAGAGGUAACAUAUCCCAUGAUGAAGAAGAACUCAUUAUUAGGCUCCAUAAGCUUCUUGGUAACAGAUGGUCUCUAAUAGCUGGAAGGCUACCUGGGCGAACAGACAAUGAAAUCAAGAACUAUUGGAACACUACUCUGGGAAAGAAAGCUAAUGCUCAAUCAACUUCACCACAAUCCAAGCACACUACUGCUACCAACUCUAGACAGAAAAAGCUAGCCACUGAAUCCUCAAACUCACCACUCCCAGCCAAAGUCAUCCGCACUAAGGCCACUAGGUGCACCAAAGUCUUUAUCCCAUUACAGUCUCCCCAUCCACCCCCUGAAUUUCACUCCUUCAACCCAACAGCCAGUGACCCCCCAGCUCAAACUUCCUUCCCAAAUCAUCCUAGUCAAGAGUUCGAUUCUUCUGAUCAACUACUCCACUGUGGAACAUUCACUAAUGAGGAACUCCAGAGUUACCAUCAUGAUGAUGAUUUAGAUUUCUUGAAUCUUGAUUGCCAUGAAUUUCAAGCAAGCGAUGGAGAUGCUGCCCCAGUGGACUAUAAUUACAAGGAGAAUUUGUCCUCGGGUCAUGAUCAUCACCGGUCCCUACCCAUGGAGGGGCCGCCUGUGUUCAACGAUUGGGCCACCAGUGCCUGUUUCGAGGACAGCGCCAAUUUGGACCUAGAUUCCCUAUCAUUUUUCCUUGAUUCUGAGGAAUGGCCACUACAAUAAUAUAUAACUACAGAGCGAGAAAAUCUUAUUAAUAAUAGAUGGGAAAAUAAAAAGUAAAUUUGUGAAUAAAUAACUAUAUAUUUCACUUGUUGCGUAUCAUGAGUGACUCCUGUAGAAUUUGAAGUAAUUAACUAUUAGCAAGCUUGUUGAUGCUGAUAAAUUACUGUUAAUGUUUUAUGCGCAAGAUUUUUUUUUUUCUUUCUGCUGUUAACACUUAAUCUAAUGAAAUUUUAGAAUAAUAAUUAUAGACACCAUAUUUUGGUCGACCCUCAAAUGCAUAACUUAAUAUACAAUUUUCUUUUAAAGUUGCAAUAAA
This is a messenger RNA of Hevea brasiliensis (rubber tree), 1457 nucleotides long. Its product is annotated as transcription factor MYB123. Lineage: Eukaryota; Viridiplantae; Streptophyta; Magnoliopsida; Malpighiales; Euphorbiaceae. The record is from RefSeq and is a predicted model, not a curated record. The coding region runs from base 230 to 1141 and encodes 303 amino acids. The transcript is spliced from 3 exons.